CUUUCGCCAUCCAAGUCUUAUCUGCGUUCGCAUCUUUACAUCUGUACAUAUUACCAUUAUUCGACGAGUCGAGGGAUGGAAUGCCUUCCUUCUUCGAUUUUCAGCAGGGCAACGAAACCCGCGGUCCGGCGAACGACAGUUCUCCGCUAUUAGGACGAUUCCGCGCGGUGCCGGACGCGCAGCGGCAUGGCACUAGAAGUCACCGCAAUAGUCUGCUAGGAACAUGGACGGGGAGAGGGUCGGGCUGGGGGUAUGGUACGGUGUUCGGUACCAACGAUGAUGACGAUGACGAUUCGAUUGAAAUAGAGGAUAUGGGAAGGUUGAAGAGAUGGGGACGAAUACAGCGAGAUCUGUGGCUGGAACCAAGACAAGCUGUUGUAGCCAGGCUCGUAGAUAAGUGGUGGUCAAGAUGGGUAUUGCUUGCUGUUUUCCCAGCUGCUUUGGCUGUUGGAUGGUGUGCACUUCCAAUUCCGCAAUACGAAAUAGACGACGACGAUUUUGCGGAGGGCAUCUCACUAGGGCAUAAGAUUCCUGGUCACGGAGCUGCGCGUGUUGAAAUCAACUUCUGGUUCUUUUUGUUCGUUUAUUAUGGGCUAUAUAAUUUGACGGCCUUAUUAUGGGUAACGAAAGUGUUCAAUAUAUACAGCCUCAACUGGUGGCCAGAGACAUUAGGAUUUCCCCUAACUGUUUCGCUGAUUGGCAUAGUAUCCCUAGCAGUCCCAAUACCAGUAUAUUAUUUCACUGAUCUACGGGACUUCACGGGCUAUAACACUUUGUGGAUAUGCUGGACCUUCUUCACCAUGGCUAUGCCGCUCAUGUUAGCAUUUGGUAUUCUUGUGAAUCACGAACGGCACCUCGGCCUACGACAGUCACUCUCAGAAACCCAACGCAUAUUUACAACAUCUUGGUGGACGGGUGAGUCUGAAACGGUUGUAGCAAGAAGUCGUCCUCGAAGGGCAAAUGUUACUCAAAAUCAUUAUGACCCAGAUGCCCCUCUCGAAGUAGCUCUGGCAUCUGAAAAUACGAAUAUGCGAGAACGGAAUCUGGCUCUCCGAAAACGGUGGAUUCCAGCUAGUUUUAUGAGGUUCAUAUGGUUUUGUGCCGCGCUUUAUGUUGGCAUGAUGGCAUAUGUGCUUGGAGAAGCUUAUGCUGAAACCUAUUUGAGAACUUUGCCGCAUAACACUAUCCAGACUAUUGUAUACGUCUAUACCUGGGUCUUGACAAUCAACUUAUUGGAUGGCUUGACAGGAUGGAUCUUGGGAGGAAAUGAAGGAGAACGCGUUGGCAGCUAUCCUUUGGGAUGGGUAUUCAAAUUAUACUAUUCUCUAACGUAUCAGACGUACGUUCGUGCUCUGUACGCCCGCCUGCGCUCGCCACAGCAAUUUAUCCUGCUUCAAGUUCUCUCUUCCAGCUUUCUCAUCAUCCUCUUCCCGCUCUCCAUGUCAAGGGCAUUCCACUAUGUCCUCACAAUCCUUGGCAUCAAUGGUCAAACAACACAGCAAUACCAGAAAUUUUGUGCCCGAAACAUAUUCAUUCGAGGCCUCUCCGAGAACGUCUCAAUGCUAGCCUUCCUAGGCUCAAUUCUGGUUCUGCAUUACGGAGCCAACAAAAAUGUCUAUCCAUAUUUUGCAUUCGAUAAAGAAGACACACCAGCCACUCCUCCCACUGAUGGCGGGUUGCCCAUCAGCGAUGGCUCAGAAUACGAUUUUGGAUUGACAUUCUACGCCUCAAUGGUGACAUGGGCCUGCGAAAUGGUCGCAGCUUGGAUAGUACGUAGAAUCAUCUGGUACGGUUGGAAAAUCGACGUGACCGGUGAAGCGAAGCAGGAUUUGGGAACUUGGCCUGAACUCCUGCCUACAGGAGUGGUGGUUAUUUUUCACGUGCUGCAGAAUAUGUUGUUUUCGAUUGCGCGGUUGAAAUUUCAUUGAUGGCGUUAUGAUGACUUGGUUGGAAAUUGUCGAUUGUUCAGCGUGGAGUUGGAGGAAUCUUUGAUACCCCUUAUCAGCGAAUCGUCUUCUUCAACGACUUCGAUACCCUUAGAUUAAUUUAAUGCAACCCGUUUUGUGCUGUCACUUUAGAGGUGAUGACUUAUUUUCGCACAACGAGUUGAGCUGACCUGGGUCAGAGUACUGGAUUGCUUUCGAUGCUCAACACAAGAAGGUGAAAAGGUUUCACUGAAGACUUCUGCAUGC
Molecule: messenger RNA, 2192 nt
Organism: Mollisia scopiformis
Lineage: Eukaryota; Fungi; Ascomycota; Leotiomycetes; Helotiales; Mollisiaceae
Exons: 4
Coding region: 81-1928 (615 amino acids)
Source: RefSeq, a predicted model, not a curated record